CAGUACUGAAGGUGGCGCCCAGCAGCGGCCUAGAGGCUACCGGCACUGAGCUUGCAACCAGAUCCAGAGACACUGAAGAAGAGAGAAAGGCGCACCUCUUCCCGCCACUCCUAGCCCCAGCCUCCAAGGAUGCGGCUCCUCGAGAAACUCUGCUCCUCGGCCGCAGGCAGCUCCGCGCCGAAGCCCGCCUUCGCCAAAGUGCUCACGCCGAAUCGCAUCCCCGAAUUCUGCAUCCCGCCGCGGCUGCCGGCGACUUGCGCGCUCGAGUCUCCAAUCCAGGCCGCCGCCGUGCCCCGGCGCUGCGCCGCUGAAAGCGACCUGUGGCCCCCCGCGGCAGACGAGGACGCCGGCCUCACGGACUGGGACCCGCGCUCGCAGGCAGCGCUGUCACUGCCGCACCUGCCCCGUGUGCGCACCGCCUAUGGCUUUUGCGCGCUGCUUGAGAGCCCGCACACGCGCCGCAAAGAGUCGCUCCUGCUCGGGGGCCCGCCCGCGUCCCGGCUCCGGGCCCACACCUACGGCGGUGGCGGCGGCCCGGACGCCCCCCUGGGGACCCUGUGCGGCCCGCGAGGUCCAGGCCCAGCCACCCCCGCGGCCCCCGGGGGUCCCCGCCUGCCCCAGGACGCGCUCGCUCCGCGGCGCCGCCGCUGCCGCCUCCUGCGCGUCCCCGACGGGCUGCUGAGCCGCGCGCUGCGGGCCGGGAAGAGUCGCCGCCUGGCCCGCGUCCGCUCCGUCUCCAGCGGGAACGAGGACGAGGAGCGCCGCGCGGGCUCCCAGUCCCCGGCCCGGAGCCCCUCCUCCAGCCCGCCGUCAUCCAGGACCCCGCUUCCUGAGCGCCUGGAGGCCGAGGGCACUGUGGCUGUGGGCAGCGCUGGCGACGCCCUGCGCCUGGCCGCUGAGUACUGUCCGGGAACCGGGCGCCUCCGCCUCCGGCUGCUCCGCGCCGAGAGCCUGGCCGGAAGUGCCUCCGGGCCCCGCGCCGUCCGCUGCCGCCUCAGCCUCGUCCUGCGGCCGCCGGGCACCGCGCGUCGGCAAUGCAGCGCUGUGGUGGGGCGCAGCCGCAAGGCCUCCUUUGACCAGGACUUUUGCUUCGACGGCCUCUCGGAGGACGAGGUGCGCCGCCUGGCCGUUCGCGUCAAGGCUCGGGAUGAGGGUCGCGGCCGGGAUCGGGGCCGCCUGCUGGGCCAGGGUGAGCUGUCCCUGGGCGCCCUCCUGCUGCUCUGAGGGCCCAGCCCUCCUCCGGGGCGCUCUGCCCUGGAGACUCCGGACACUGACAGCUGCCGUUGUACAAAAUAAACGUUAUUUAUUUUUUUAUUUAUGAUAUUGCUUUAUUGACGUUUUACUUCUUCACCGUCCACAUUUGUCAUCGUUUAUUGGUAGAGAAGAAAAAGAUAAUGACUCCCUGUUCUGUUCACAGGACCUCCAUGCCUAUUUCCAGACCAUUUUUGCAUUCCAAGGAAAAAUGGGUUGGCUUGGGACUGGGAGAGAAAGGAAGUACACCCAUCUGCAUUGUUUUUCAUUCCUUCCGGUUUUCUAUCAAUGUUAAACAGUUUUUUUAAAAAUAAAGCAAGUUACUCAUUCAGA
Messenger RNA from Nomascus leucogenys (northern white-cheeked gibbon), 1584 nucleotides. RefSeq names its product C2 calcium dependent domain containing 4B (gene C2CD4B). Lineage: Eukaryota; Metazoa; Chordata; Mammalia; Primates; Hylobatidae. The record is from RefSeq and is a predicted model, not a curated record.